AUGAAGCUGACUCGGAAGAUGGUCCUGUCCCGGGCCAAGGCCUCGGAGCUGCACAGUGUGCGGAAGCUCAACUGCUGGGGCAGCCGCCUCACAGAUGUCUCCAUCUGCCGGGAGAUGCCCAGCCUGGAGGUGAUCACCCUCAGCGUCAACAGCGUCUCCACCCUGGAGCCCGUGAGCCGGUGCCAGCAGCUGAGCGAGCUCUACCUGCGGAAGAACUGCAUCCCCAGCCUGGCAGAGCUCUUCUACCUGAAGGGCCUGCCGCGCCUGCGCGUGCUCUGGCUGGCAGAGAACCCGUGCUGCGGCACCGACCCCCACCUCUACCGCAUGACCGUCCUGCGCAACCUGCCCCGCCUGCAGAAGCUGGACAACCAGGCCGUGACCGAGGAGGAGCUGUCCCGUGCACUGAUGGAGGGGGAGGAGGUCACAGCCCCCAGCGGACAGGGCACGGGGAAUGGCGGGCCUGCGCUGUCCUACACCCUGAGCGCCAUGGACACCACUGCUGAGACCCGGCAGGACACGCUGGGCUGUGGCCAGGAGGAGACGAGCAUCCAGAGCCAGCUUAGCCUGAAGCCGCCUUCCCGGGACCGGUUUCCUUCCUUCUCACAGAGGGACACCGUGAGCAGUCGCAAGAACAGGAACAAUGUGCUGACCGCCGUCCUGCUGCUCCUGAGGGAGCUGGACACCGAGGGGCUGGAGGCCGUGCACCAGACCGUGGCCAGUCGGCUCCAGGCCCUGCGCAAGCAGGACCUGCAGGAGGAUGUGGAGUGA
This is a messenger RNA of Odobenus rosmarus divergens (Pacific walrus), 768 nucleotides long. It is a transcript of the gene CFAP410, whose product is annotated as chromosome unknown open reading frame, human C21orf2. Gene Ontology annotation, biological process: cytoskeleton organization. Lineage: Eukaryota; Metazoa; Chordata; Mammalia; Carnivora; Odobenidae. Gene Ontology annotation, molecular function: protein binding. The transcript is spliced from 7 exons. The record is from RefSeq and is a predicted model, not a curated record. Bases 1 to 768 code for a protein of 255 amino acids.